AGAACUCUGAGAAACUGAGAGAAUGUCUCAAGAAUGGCACAUUGUCUCUGAGGGACCUUGACAACAAGCAGAGGAGAGGAUCCUCGAGAGGCAGAAGAAGACGCAACAAAGGCAAGAGUGGAAAAAAUGUAACAACAGAUGGUGCGACAAAUACAUAGGGGGUGGAUAAACCACGAAGCUCCUCGGAGGCUUCCAAGACUAGCAGGCCAAUGAAAACAGACAGCAGUUCGAAAAAUGCUGAAAAAAGUCUUCAGUUGAAAACUCAAAACAAAGAAUCAGAAAUGGUAGUGCGCAGCAUCCUCGAUGACGUAUUUGAUCAGGUUUCCAGAUAUUGUUCCGCUACUAAGUACAGCGUUGCCAAAGAACAGACUAACACCUGUAUGACCCUCGCCCUGGUGGGAGCUUCCGACAAGAGAGUAGUGGCAUCACGAAAUUUCUAUGCAGAACAAAGAAGAACAACACAAGAGAUGUUAUACAAAGCAGCACGGGAGAAUGUGAGGGACUUGAUUUUGCGUGUUACUACAUGUCGCCAGGAUAUUCCAAGCCCAGACAAGGGACAAUUAGCUACAACUGCCCCACUCCGAUUUGCAAAUUAUGACGUACGACAGAGCGCAUACCAACAAUGGAUUAACACUGAGAAACUGAAAAUGCAAAAGAUUAUGUACAUGGCAGCCUCCGAAAUUGUACAGUACUUCCUCACAUUUCCAGCCACUCGUGCAAAGUUUGCAGAAGUAAGAAUCAUGGCGACACGAAAGUCUUAUGAAGACCAGAGAAAAAUAACUCAAAAGUUAUUGUACAAAGCAGCCCAGGAAAAUGUGAAUGACCUGAUAAUCCAAGCAACUACUAACUGCGAUAUUCUUGGAGCAGUUAUAGUAGAGGUGGAUGUACCAACCUUGGUACGAUCUGUAGAAUAUGAUGCCAGACUGAGAGCUCUCUUAGAAAAGAGGAACGCUGAGAAAUUAGCAAUGCAAAAGGCUGUGUACAACACAGCCUCGAAGGUCGUUGAAGACCUGUUUACCCGUGCAGCCACUAACACAAGCUUAAAGACUUUAUCUGAACCAGAUGUAACCAACGACAUGGAGGAUGAUCCUGUACCAACACCUAAAGGUUGGAGAAGAUUCUUUUGUUGUGUCAAAUCAAAGAAACAACAGCAGAGGAAAGAGAAGAAAGAAAUGUUUGGAUUGCUUGCUAGAUUACGCCGCCUGUUUAACAGUCGCUAA
Molecule: messenger RNA, 1220 nt
Organism: Saccostrea echinata
Lineage: Eukaryota; Metazoa; Mollusca; Bivalvia; Ostreida; Ostreidae
Exons: 13
Coding region: 210-1220 (336 amino acids)
Source: RefSeq, a predicted model, not a curated record